CGCUACUUUUGCUAGAACAUAAUAUUGGCAAAGAAAGGUUGCUAUCCUCCAAUUAGUAAUUGGUCAAACUCUUCAGAAGAAUGCAGAAUCCUCAAGCUCUUCUUAAUCAACCUCUUAGCCUUAAUCAUACUUGCAACAUGCCACUUCAAACGAAGGCCAACCUAUGGGCUUGAAAUUUGCACAGGCCCACCAUACCUUGCGCUUUAAUUAACUGUUAAUAUUGGGGGGUCGCCGACAUUCGAACACACGACCACUUGGCCAAACCAGCUCUGAUACCAUGUCAUUAACUAGUUGGUCUCAAUAACUCGAGUUGUUGGGAGAAGGUAAUGCUGGAUCUUAUACUACUCUCUAACACGCCCCCUCAAACGAAAACCAAACCAUGGGCUUGAAGUUUGCACAGUCGAUCACCAUACCUUGUGCUUUAAUCAACUGUUAAUAUUGGAGAUCGAUGGAGAUUCGAACACACGACCACUUGGUCAAACCAGCUCUGAUACCAUGUCAUAAAUCAGUGUCUGUCCAAACUCCAAACUCGAAUUAUUGGGACCAACUCACAAUUAAAUCUCUAAAAUUUUGAGAUUCAUAAUGAAAAACUAAAAAGACAAAAAGCUUAACCAGCCAGAAAAGGGAAUAUGCAAAUUCAACGUGCGUACGUAGCGUGGCGAGGGCAUUACAGUAAACCUAAAAAGAUUUAAAAAGAAAACCAAAAGAGAGAAGAAAGAAGCAGCUACGCUCGCACGAUCUUCGAAUUGGGAGAAGCCCGCAAAAUCUGUCCGACCUCUUCUUUCCUCCCGGUUGUUAAAACUCUUCCUCCCUCCGUCCAUCCGCCCGCUCUCCCCCUUUCCGCGCUUUCACAAUGCAGCUCGAUGAUCGCCGCUAUGACGCAAUUCAUCCCUUGCGAUUUCUGAUCUCUUAGAAAGAUUAUUCCAAAAUUCAUUUGCUUGCUGUGUUCCACGCUGAUCGGAGCUCCGAAAUCGCCGCCGUAAACAGGUAGGAAGUGGGGGGCCUUGCGAUGUCGUGGUUCAGGUCGGCAGUGAAUCGAGCUGUCGUUGCCGGAGGUCACUCCAGUUUGUCGCGCACCGUCCGCACCGUCGCCGACACCGUCGUCGUUCAGGCCGGCAAUGCCGUCACCGGUGGCGCUAAGAUCAUUACGGACCGAAUUCAGGGUUCUCGGAAUUUGCAGAACUUCCGGCAGACAGCGAAAAGGCUGGAGGAAGUCGCAGUUUCGUACAGAGGGAUCGAAAGGGUUCAGCUGAUGCGGCGGUGGUUGGUGGCGCUUAAGGAAAUCGAGAGACUAUCUGCUUCGUUUACCGCAGAUGAUAACAAAUCAGCAGACGAAAAUCUUUUCCCCGACGAUUCCAAGGAAUCCCCCAAAAAGCCUACAAUGAUAUAUUACUUUGAUCCUGAUUUGGGGACGAUGAAUUUUCGCGAUGUGUUUCUCUACAGUCAGGCUCUUGAAGGCAUUGCAUUGUCCAUGAUUCUUGAAGCACCAAGCGUGGAGGAAGUCUCUAUGCUUCUGGAGAUGUUUGGGCUUUGUCUUGCAGGAGGGAAGGAAGUUCACCAAACGCUCAUCGACAGCAUACAGACUUUGGCAAAAGCAUUCUCCACCUACCGCGAUGAAGUGCUGGUGAAGCGAGAAGAACUGCUCCAAUUGGCUAAAGGUGCCAUCUCAGGGUUGAAGAUGAACGCCGACCUUGCAAGAAUAGAUGCUGAAGUCGGCAGAUUACUGGAGAAACUUGAAAAGCAGGAAGAGCUCAAUAAUCCUUCUUCCCGUGACUCUACUGAAAAGUCGAUAAAAGAAACAACACAGGAUCUAAAAGAUACGCUCAAAAGAAUUCAGCUCUGUUCUACCUUAGAGGCCCUCCUAAUAAAGAAGAGAUCUUUGACCAACGGGGACUCCGCGCAGGCCCAUGCAGAGAAGGUGGACAAAUUGAAAAUCCUGGCAGAAUCUCUUAUUAGUUCCACCACAAAGGCUGAAAGCCGCAUCGUAGAUCAUAGGUGUCAGAAAGAAGAGGCACUCAACUUUCGAGUAGCUAAAACCAACGAGGUUAGCCAGAUUGAGAAGGAACUAGCAGUAGAAAUCAAAGCACUGGAGAAGCAAAAGCAUGAACUUGAAUCACAGUUAAAAAGGGUCAAUACCGACUUGACUUCAGCUCGGCAGAGGAUUCAUAAUGCCAAGGAAGAACGAGAAAACUUCGAUGAAGCAAGUAAUCAGAUUCUAAUGCACUUGAAAAGCCGGGAAGAGGAGCUGUCAAAAUCAAUAAACUCUUGUAGAGUAGAAGCUGAAGUGGUAAACUCUUGGAUUCAUUUCCUCCAAGACACAUGGGUUCUCCAAAGUGCACACACGGAGCAAAAGGAGAAGCAAGUUAAUGGCGAUUUGGAGAGAUACGGAGAUUAUCUGGAGAAUCUAGUCAUUCAUCUUCUCACCGCUUACAAGGAACAAUUGGGACCAGCUGUGACCCGUUUUAGAGGACUUGUGGAGGAGCUGCAUUUGUGUCACGGGCCAGAAGCUGCAACACCUCCAGACAUUGAUAACCCAAAACGAGUGAACAAAAGGAAGGGCCUGGAAGACGAAUAUCUGGAAUCUGAAGCCAAGAUUAUAACCAUUUUGAGUAUCGUGGAUACUGUGAAAAAGCAAUUCAAUUCCAAACAUGAAGGCAUUUACAGGAAAGACACGGAUGGGACUGACGAGUUAUUCAAUUCGAUUGGGAAAAUCAAGGAGGAAUUCGAGUCGAUUGUAAGACCGACCCUGGAGCGCAGGAUGUCUUCACCGGGUGCAAGAUCGCUGUCUCCGUACGACCGCAGGUCUCAUGACGCCACCGCACCUCAGACGCCCCGGCAGUCAGUAGGCGGGGAUACACCGGAAAAGAAAGAAAAGAAGAGGAGGAACAGCAACGGCUUGCCGUUCGUCAACGUGAAUGGGCGUAGAGCCCGCGACCCACGCUUGCAAAUAGAGCUGGAUCAUGAAUCGGACGGCAGGGGGAACUCGCCGGAAGACCUCGGUUUGUGGGAAUGCGACGCCGGAAGGGAGAUAAGACUCACCGGCUGAUCCACCACCACCACCACCAGGUUUUUUAACAGGUCAGUAUUUUUGGCAGUCAAGAAGCUAUCUUGAUGGAUGAUACACACAAGAGUAAUUAACCCACAUAGACUUUUCUGAGUACAAUAUUUCCGGCCGCCGUCGAUGGAGACUCGCUAACCCACAACAGAAACACAGUAAAAUCCAGUUACCUGCUUAAGCUCAUCGUGGGUCAUUCUUCAUGUCCCAUUUAUACUUGUAUACCGUUAUAUUAAAACGUGUACAUUAUUUGGAAGGAAGAGGUGUAGAAUGUAAUGUAGAUCAGUAGUUCCCAUUUGUUUUCUGUCUCUUUCAGUUGUCAGGAUUCCUUGCGUGUAUCACUUAAAUAUGGUAUUUGUUGUCAAGCUGUUGAAAAAACAAUGUUAAAAAACUCUCAUUCACGGUGUGAAUCUUAUUGGAUUUAUGAUAUUGGAGAAAGAAAGAAAAAAAACUAAUGUUGAGGAUAAUGAGGGUAAAUAGCAUAAUUUUUCCUAAAAAUGGUGAUAUUUGUUAGAGAGUAGUAUAAAAUCCAACAUAAUCUUUUUCUAACAAUUCGAGUUAUUGGGAUCAACUGGUUUAUGACAUGAUAUCAGAGCUGGUUUGGCCAAGUGGUCGUGUGUUCAAAUAUUUUACGAUCUCCAAUAUUAACAAUUGAUUAAAGCACAAGGUAUGGUGGGCCUCUGCAAAAUUAAAGUCCAUGAGUUGGCUUUCGUUUGGGUGGGCGUGUUAGAGAGUGAUAUAAGAUCCGACAUAACCUUCUCCCAACAACUCUGAGUUAUUGAGACCAAUUGGUUUAUGACAAUAUUAGUGAAUUUGACAACAAUCUUACCAAUGAUGUUUCACACCAUAAUUAUUAAUUAUAAAAUUAGUAAAUGGUUGGAAGAGGAGGUAUUGAGGACUGGUUUUUGCGUAGUAUCGAUGUUGGAUUGCUCCGUAAGAUGGGAACUUCAUCAUUGGUACGCGGAUGAUAUGUCUUACCUCAGCUGCGAAGACAACCAUGAGCCAUUGCUUCGUUCUUUAGCUUGUUAGUUCAUUUCCUUGUUGUGUUAGCCCUGCAUUUGGUUUUCAGAUUUGGGGACAAGUCUAUACUCAAGUGGUCGAGAUUGUAAUGAAUGUGGACUUAGUUGUAUUAGGAUUUAGUUGGGGGACCAGUUUGUAAUUAGGUGGUCAUAUAAAAAGAGGGAAUAAGCUAUAAAGAGGAUUAUCAAAUGAAAAACUGAGAAUUCCCUACUCUUCCCAGUCUAUAAUGAACAGGGAGGUGUUUGUUUGGAUUUAAAAUUAAAAUUUAAAUAGGAGAAUUAAGUAAAUUGCGUAUU
Linum trigynum is the source of this 4371-nucleotide messenger RNA. The record is from the annotation of a GenBank genome assembly. Lineage: Eukaryota; Viridiplantae; Streptophyta; Magnoliopsida; Malpighiales; Linaceae.